Messenger RNA from Solanum tuberosum (potato), 1726 nucleotides. Its product is annotated as transcription factor RAX2-like. Gene Ontology annotation, biological process: regulation of DNA-templated transcription. The transcript is spliced from 12 exons. NCBI's taxonomy places the organism in Eukaryota, Viridiplantae, Streptophyta, Magnoliopsida, Solanales, Solanaceae. The coding region runs from base 17 to 1405 and encodes 462 amino acids. Gene Ontology annotation, molecular function: RNA polymerase II cis-regulatory region sequence-specific DNA binding; DNA-binding transcription factor activity, RNA polymerase II-specific. The record is from RefSeq and is a predicted model, not a curated record. Gene Ontology annotation, cellular component: nucleus.
UCAUGUAACUACGUUUAUGAUAACAACUUGCAUUGAUGUUUGUUUUGAGUUGCAGGAGGACGAUAUACUACGAGAGCAAAUUCGUAUUCAUGGAAUUGAUGACAAUUGGACUAUCAUAGCUUCAAACUUCAAGGAUAAAACAACUAGACAAUGCAAAAGAAGAUGGUUCACUUAUUUGAACUCUGAUUUCAAAAAAGGUGGAUGGUCACCUGAAGAAGAUAUGCUUUUAUGCGCGGCUCAAAAGAUCUUUGGAAACAGAUGGACAGAAAUUGCAAAGGUGGUAUCAGGCAGAACGGAUAAUGCUGUGAAGAAUCGAUUUACUACAAUCUGCAAAAAGAAAGCAAAACAUGAAGUAGUGGCUAACGAAAACUCUACUUCAUACAUUAAUCUAAAUAACAAGAGAGUUAUGUUUUCAGACAGAAUAUCUGAUGUUUCCGCUCCUGAUAAGAAGCUGAGGAGGAGGAACACAAUUGAGAGCUCUGUUGAUGAUUGUCCGAAUAAUAAUCAAUCGCUUAGACAUCCAUUUGCAGUGCUUGCUCAGAAUGUCAAUAACUUGAAAGAGACAUAUGAAAAUGGAACUUUCCUUAAGAAGAAUGAUCGAAAGAUAAAUGUGUUGAUGCAACAAGAAGAAUUACUGGCACUCAAAGUUAAUACGGAAAACAGUAACCAGAGUCUUGAAAAUGCUUGGAAGGUAAGCUAUAUUUUUACAUUACUGAUUGCAGAAGUUGUAAUCUCGUUGAGGAAGCAACAAGCUGUACUCGAUGAUUUUCUUCAUCGGAUGAAGGAAGGUGAUAUGCUCAAGUUCCGGCAUACAGAGAUGAAUUCAGGACACAAUACUCAUAAGAAUCUGAUAACAAACUCAAGUAGUAACGAAAGGAACCGACCAUCUAAAAGGCAACUUGCUUUAUCUCAAGAGUCUGGUGGCAGUUCAGAGUACAAUACCGGAUCAACUCUGAUUUCGCAUGCAUUGAGUAAUAAAACAGAAGAAAGUCAAGUUAAGACGUGUGGGCAUGAUCAGGAGAUUCAAUCUGGUUUGCAAAAGUCUCAAAUAGGUGAUCAAACUGGAGUUCAAGAGUUGGAAAAUGGAAUUUUCUGUGAUCUAUUAUUCCCUCAUGAUCUGAAUUGCUUUAUUCUUAUAAAAAUGAUGAUUUUGAUUACGUCAGAUACUCCUCUUGUUUGUGAUGAAAUGAAGGACAAUGAUGUAUCAGCAACAGCUGAAUGUGAAUAUCCUUCUCCUCUUCAAGUAACUCCGCAAUUCAGAUCAUUAGCUGAAGCAAUUCCCAGCCCAAAGUUUUCCGAAAGUGAGAGACAAUUCCUAUUGAAGACACUUGAAGUUGAGUCUACAUCUCCUCAUCGAACCACGAAACCUCCAUCUUGCAAAAGGGCACUCCUCCAAAGCCUAUGAUCAAUUUGCAUCCUUUCUGAUGACACAUACAAAAAUGCAGGGCACGAGCGCGCACACACACACACUCACACAUACAUAAACAUGUACCUAGUCUGUUUUCUUAAUGUGUCUCAUUUCUUGUGUGUGUCAUCAUGGAACUCGAAUGGAGGUAUUCGAUAUUUCCAUAAGUUUUUGGCAUUUGAUAAGCUUAUUGUACAUAACAUAAUAGUGUAGUAGUUACAAAUUGGCAACUCACCAAAGUUUACAGAGUAUGUAAACGAAGAUAGUUAUUUGUAGAGCUUCUUCCAAGGCUUUCUGGUGGCUAAGUUGCUCGGACUCUUU